GGGGGCGGGGGGAAAAUGGCGGCCGGCUCGAAAGCGGAGCGGGGCGCCCCGGGGGAACAGCGGGGCCCGGCGGGCGGGUGCUGGGCCGGGCCGGGCCGGCGGGGCCGCCGCGAGCACGUCGUGAAGCAGCUGGACCGCGUCGAGGACGAGGAGCCCCACAGCGACCUGUUCCCGAGAGUCUGGGGGGGCCCCGGCGACUCCUCCGCGGUCCUUGUCUCCGGCUGCAAGGGAACGUCCCCUGGGACCCUCCCGCACCCUCUCCAGGGCCCCCAGAGCCCCCUGGAGCCCCCCAGGACAUUCCAGAGCCCUCUGGGACCCCCCGGAGACCCCCAGAGCCCUCCGGGACCCACUGGGACCCGCACGUUCCCCCAGGGGAGGUCCCCGAAGCCUCCUGGGACUCCCCGCGUUCCCCCCCUGGACCCCUCUGGGACUCUCUCACGCUCCCCCCAGGACACCCCAGAGCCCUCCGGGACCCCCUGGAGCACCCCAGGCCGACGCCGGCUCCCGCCCCAACGCCCCGGGAGCGCCGGAGCCUGACGGAGCGUCUCAGCGAAAGGGGAGAGGAACCGAGCGGGGGACCGGCGGGACGGGGGGCGAGGAGGAUACAGGAGCUGCGGAGCCGAGGCCGAGGGAGCGCGGGCAGAGAGGGACGGGGGGAGACGACGCGCUCCGAGGUGCCGCAGGGAUCGAGGGGGGGGUCGGGGGGGGGGGGGAUUUGCUCCAAAGCCUUAGAAAGAGGCGACUCCUUCCUCGCCGGGGCCGAGCUGCGUUUUUGGAGGGAGGCGCUUCCCGAGAAUCCUCCCGGCCCCCGCUCCGAGGGGAUUCCUCCGCUCCCUUCUCUGCUAUUUUUGCUAAAUCGGGGAGUUUGGGGUUUUU
Chroicocephalus ridibundus (black-headed gull) is the source of this 876-nucleotide messenger RNA. RefSeq names its product basic salivary proline-rich protein 1-like. The record is from RefSeq and is a predicted model, not a curated record. The coding region runs from base 16 to 537 and encodes 173 amino acids. The transcript has 3 exons. Lineage: Eukaryota; Metazoa; Chordata; Aves; Charadriiformes; Laridae.